AUGAACGAAGUGGAGUCGCUGGGGCGCUACCGCUCGAACGCCGACGGACUCACGACACGCACGUCGACCGAACAGGAGCAUUGCGAGUCGAGCUGCAGUCUCUUCUUCUUUCCGCUCGCUGAGCUCCCGCUGGACCAGCAGCUGCAGCUGCAGCAGCUGAGCUUUAUCAACACGGAGCUCGAGCCGCUUUUAAUGCGCGACAAGCACGUGGCGUAUUUGAAACGUGGGCUCACGCGUCUGUCUUCGGGUUUCGUCACGCUGGAUGCAAGCCGGCCGUGGAUCAUUUACUGGAUCCUUCACGCUCUGGAGCUCUUGGAUGCCUUGCCAGAAGACGAAACAGCACGUGUCAUUGAGACGCUGAAACCUUUGUGGGACGCUGAUCACAGUGGCGGCUUUGGUGGCGGACCGAAGCAGUUGGGGCACACGGCCACUACUUAUGCGUCGUGUCUGACGCUUGCUUUGCUUGGAACACCCGAGUCAUUCGAGUCGGUGGACCGACAAGCACUAUACCGGUUCUUCCUAGCGAGGAAGCAUGCGGUGUCGGGGGCCUUCAUGGCCCAUGAUGAAGGUGAAGUGGAUGUCCGCGUGACUUACUGCGUCAUUUCUAUCGCCAGUUUGUUCGGUAUCUUGACGGAUGAGCUCAAGGCUGGUGUGGCGGACUACGUGCUGUCUUGCCAGACGUACGAGGGCGGCUUUGGUGGCGAGCCAGGGAACGAGGCUCACGGUGGAUAUGCAUUCUGUGCCGUCGCAACACUGUAUAUCCUCGAAGCCGUGCGUCAGAUUCGCGACCUUCCUGGACUACUGCAUUGGCUUGCGAACCGGCAGAUGCCCUUUGAAGGCGGCUACCAGGGACGAACCAACAAGCUCGUGGACGGGUGCUAUAGCUUCUGGCAGGGUGCCGUGCCGGCGCUUCUGGCUGAGACAGUGCGAGAGCGAUAUGGCAAGGACGUGCCGUACCAGUGUCACCAGAAGCAGCUCCAAAAGUACAUUCUGCUUUGCGGGCAGGAGAUCACAGGCGGUUUGCGCGACAAACCUGGCAAGCCGCGUGAUCACUACCACUCGUGCUAUUGCCUGAGUGGUCUGUCCGUCGCUCAACACGGUGAUGGCCGAGGUGAACCCAUCGUGUACGGAGAUGCCUCGAAUCUUCUAAAGCGCACUCAUCCUGCGUACAACAUCAGCUACGACAAGGCUAUGAGGACGGUCGAGUACUUCCAGGCAAAAGGUUCGUUCCAGCCUGAGUAG
Messenger RNA from Hyaloperonospora brassicae, 1242 nucleotides. The record is from the annotation of a GenBank genome assembly. NCBI's taxonomy places the organism in Eukaryota, Oomycota, Peronosporomycetes, Peronosporales, Peronosporaceae.